AUGGCUGCGAUCAAGGCUCUCAACCCGAAGGCCGAAGUUGCCAGGGCCGCACAGGCCUUGGCCGUCAAUAUCUCCGCAGCUAGAGGUCUCCAAGACGUUCUCAAGUCUAACCUUGGACCGAAGGGCACCAUGAAGAUGUUGGUGUCAGGUGCAGGUGAUAUCAAGCUGACCAAAGAUGGCAAUGUGCUGCUGCAUGAAAUGCAAAUCCAGCACCCGACUGCGUCGCUGAUCGCGAGAGUCGCGACAGCACAGGAUGACAUCACCGGUGACGGGACCACCUCCACUGUCCUCAUCAUAGGAGAGCUGCUGAAACAAGCCGACCUCUACAUCUCUGAGGGUCUGCAUCCUAGACUGGUAGUUGAAGGGUUCGAGUUGUCCAAGACAAAGGCCCUGGAGGUGUUGGACCAGGUGAAGGUACAGCAGGACAUGAACAGGGAGAUCCUCAUCAACGUGGCCAGAACUUCCCUCAGGACCAAAGUACACGAGGACCUGGCCGAUCACCUGACAGAGUGCAUAGUUGAUGCCGUCCUUGCUAUAAGAAAGGAAGGAGAACCCCUGGACCUUCACAUGGUGGAGAUUAUGGAGAUGCAGCACAAGACUGACUCCGACACACAGUUGGUUCGCGGUCUGGUGAUGGACCACGGCGGUCGCCAUCCCGACAUGCCCAAGAGGGUGGAGGACGCCUACAUCUUCACGUGUAACGUGUCCAUGGAGUACGAGAAAACCGAAGUGAAUUCCGGGUUCUUCUACAAGAGCGCGGCUGAGCGCGAGAAGCUGGUUCUGGCAGAGCGGAAGUACGUCCUGGAGAGAGUGCAGAAGGUCAUUGACCUGAAGAAGAAAGUCUGUGAGGGAAACAACAAGGGCUUCGUGCUCAUCAACCAGAAGGGCAUCGACCCCUUCUCCCUGGACAUGCUGGCUAAGGAAGGCAUCAUGGCGCUGAGGAGAGCCAAGCGGAGGAACAUGGAGCGCCUGUCGCUCGCCUGCGGAGGUAUGGCCAUGAACGACGUCAACGACCUGACCGCGGACUGUCUCGGAGAGGCCGGGCUCGUCUACGAACACGUGCUGGGUGAGGCUAAGUUCACGUUUGUGGAGGAGUGUGCGAACCCGAGGUCAGUGACCCUGCUGGUGAAGGGACCCAACAAACACACCCUCAACCAGAUCAAGGACGCCAUCCACGACGGACUCAGGGCCGUCAAGAACGCCAUCGAGGACGGUUGUGUGGUACCAGGAGCUGGAGCGUUUGAAGUUGCCUGCCAUUCUGCACUGUCGGAAUAUGCCAAGACCGUGAAGGGUCGCGCCAGGCUCGGGGUCCAGGCUUUCGCUGAUGCCCUGCUUGUCAUUCCUAAGGUCCUAGCCCAGAACUCCGGCCAGGACCCCCAGGACACCAUGGUGAAACUACAGCAGGAGUACGCAGAGGCAGGCAUGCCGGUGGGCUUCGACAUCUCAACAGGUGAGGCGAUAAAUGCAGGUGACGCUGGGAUCUGGGACAACCACUGUGUGAAGAAGCAGAUUAUCAACUCCUGCACGGUGAUAGCCUCCAACCUGCUACUGGUGGAUGAGAUCAUGAGAGCUGGCAUGUCCUCACUCAAGAAGGGCUCCUAACCACCGCGGGCCGGCUACUGUAGUGUCAGAUCAAUGUGUGCACCUAGAUAGACUUUUAUAUAUCAUAUUCUCAAUUGGAAUUUGGACACGAAAGCUGCAUACCGUGCCAUGUUACCAUCUGUUUGUUAUGUAGUAAAAUGAUUUGAAUGCCAAGGUCCAGUGUUCUAGCCAGUGUCUGUCUUGUUGAAAUUUUGCCACUUAUGAUGUACAAAAGUUUUGCCCUGUCUGUCAU
Messenger RNA from Branchiostoma belcheri (Belcher's lancelet), 1834 nucleotides. Its product is annotated as T-complex protein 1 subunit zeta-like. The transcript has 14 exons. Gene Ontology annotation, cellular component: chaperonin-containing T-complex. Gene Ontology annotation, molecular function: ATP hydrolysis activity; ATP-dependent protein folding chaperone; ATP binding. Gene Ontology annotation, biological process: protein folding. The coding region runs from base 1 to 1602 and encodes 533 amino acids. The record is from RefSeq and is a predicted model, not a curated record. NCBI's taxonomy places the organism in Eukaryota, Metazoa, Chordata, Leptocardii, Amphioxiformes, Branchiostomatidae.